This is a messenger RNA of Zea mays, 680 nucleotides long. RefSeq names its product cortical cell-delineating protein-like. The coding region runs from base 98 to 487 and encodes 129 amino acids. The record is from RefSeq and is a predicted model, not a curated record. NCBI's taxonomy places the organism in Eukaryota, Viridiplantae, Streptophyta, Magnoliopsida, Poales, Poaceae. The transcript has a single exon.
AAAGAGCACGCAGCGCAGCACUGAGGCACCACUUCCUGCACUCACUGCUAGCUGCUCACACCGUAGUAGUAACAGUCCAUCACCCCAGGCACCACCAAUGGCUCCCAAGGUUGCGCUCUUCCUUGCCCUCGGCCUCCUCUUCGCUGCCGCCGCCCAUGGCUGCGAACCCUACUGUCCUGGCCCAGUCGUCCCAACGCCGCCAGUCGUGCCGACGCCAUCGUCGCACAGUCACGGGCGCUGCCCGAUCGACGCGCUCAAGCUCAAGGUGUGCGCCAACGUGCUCGGCCUCGUCAAGGUCGGCCUGCCCCAACACCAGCAAUGUUGCCCGCUGCUGGAGGGGUUGGUGGACCUCGACGCCGCACUAUGCCUCUGCACCGCCAUCAAGGCCAACGUCCUCGGCAUCCACCUCAACGUGCCCCUUAGCCUCAACCUUAUCCUCAACAACUGCGGCAAGAUUUGCCCAAAAGACUUCACUUGCCCCAACUAAGCUUGGGAUCUCUUGUGUGCUCCAUCUCGUGAUUAUAUUUACAAGCAUGUUGGCCUCUUGCAAUAUUAGCGAAUAAGUUUGUCGUUUCAAAUUCUUUCGCUGUACCUUUGACGAUUGUAUUUGUGUGGAGUUAUAUUUGAAAUUUUAAUGAUCAAUAAGAAAUAUUCGUGUUUUUUAUUUUGAGAAAAAAGGA